Messenger RNA from Cladocopium goreaui, 1405 nucleotides. NCBI's taxonomy places the organism in Eukaryota, Dinophyceae, Suessiales, Symbiodiniaceae. The record is from the annotation of a GenBank genome assembly.
GUCUUCAUAGCAGGACAGGCAAUCUUGGGUGGUGUUGAGCCAAGCAUGGCUGAGCGUGCUGCCAUAUUCGCGUGCCGGAUUUUCAUCUACCUCGGGAGUAUGUGCCGCAUUCUGUACUGCCAGAUCAAGCUGUUAUACGAUGACAUCAAGAAUGGAGCAAUUGUCCGGACCUACAAAGUCCCGUUGCCCCAGUACCUCUUCAACUUCCAAGACAGCGGAAGCCUGCUACUCAUGUGGAUAUUGGUGUUGAUGUUGAUCCAGGAGCCAAUUCUUCACUGCCUGGCCUAUUCCGAACAAUUUGCUCUGUUUGCCACAAGUUGUAUGGAUCCCGGGCCAAAGGAGGCAUACGCUGUCUUCUCUGGCUUUGCCAUGCUGUUGUACUGGCUUCUGCUCGUGAACUUGAGCAUUUUCUCAAUGAAAAUCUCAGCCUUUGUUCUUGUUUGUGGUCGUGUGAUGGUCGAGGUUUGUCUCUUUUUGAUGGCCUUCCUUUUCCUGAUCGUUGCCUUUGCCACCGCCAUCACUGCAUUUCAUCACAGCCUAUACGAGUUUAGCUCUGUGGACAAGGGCAUGAAAACUCUGUUAGACAUCGCGCUGGGCAUGUACCCAACCGAGAACUACAAGAUCAUGAUGAAGGAAUCAGUUUGGGUGGAGAUAGCUGUGAUUGUCUUCAUGAUUCUGGUUGCUGUCGUGCUGCUGAACCUCUUGAUUGCGCAGUUGAACAUGGCCUACAAGCUGGCCCACGCAGAUAUGGAAGGGUAUGCAAGGCUGACACGUGCGGGUAUCAUCGUCACCACAGUGGAACAAGUCUCAAGAAAACGAUGGCGCAAGUUCCUCGAGAGUUUGAAUUUUGAGCAGCGCCUUGAGUUCAAUGAGGGCGACAUUGGUGUUGCAGGUGGAAUCCAAGUGUAUGAGCCUUCCAAUGAAAAUCCCACAACCGUGGACUCAGUGAGGCGUUUUGGUGGCUCAACAGCUCCCAAUAUGCCUUGGCCACAGGAUCCGUUGGCUGAAGAUCAGGGCAGUGAUCGUUUGGAAAAGUUAGAGAAGCUUGUUGUGAAAGCCAUGAAGAGCGUCACCGACAAAAAGGAUGGCAAAGGUUCUACAGGCAUCUCAUCCGCUUCAGGACAGCAAAACUCCUCCGGAGCUAGUACCAAGUCGCAAGACAAUAUUGAGUAGCGGAGGGGUCCUCGCAGCAAAAAAGUCAAGCUCAGGGCCAGUGGCCGACCGAAUGAUGGCGAAACGAUUAGCACCAUGAGUGUUGAAAUUCUGAAUAGAAGCGUCAGCAGGGACAGAAUGAAACAACGCAGACUCGGCCAAAGGCCAGCUCUGCCAUGCAAGCCUUCCAAAUUCAAAACCGUUUUAAACCCCCAAAUUCCACAAACACACUGGCCAAACUUGACGGUUGUAG